This is a messenger RNA of Haemonchus placei, 1203 nucleotides long. Lineage: Eukaryota; Metazoa; Nematoda; Chromadorea; Rhabditida; Trichostrongylidae. The record is from the annotation of a GenBank genome assembly.
AUGGUGAAUAACUGUCAGCCGAAUUUGCUGGGAAGAAUUUUUGAUGAAGGUCCGGCUCGUCGAUGGGUAAUAUGUGAGUUUUUUUAUUCUGGAGUCGACGAGCAACUUUUCCUCGGCGACAACGAGUUUGUGCAACUGAUUCAUGAAGCUUUCCCAAACCUAAAAACAACGCUUAUGAACAAAAUGGAAUGGCGCGUCAUACGUCGUCUCCUGGGAAAACCUCGCCGCUGUUCACCUAUAUUUUUCCACGAAGAGCGACAAAUUCUGGAACAAAGAAGACGGAAAGUGAGGGCUAUAUAUGACGGUUCAUUCACAUCGACGGCUAACUGUGAUUUGAGCGAUCUGCCACCUAAUCUCCCUGCUCCUCUGGUCGUUGGCAUGAAGGUUUAUGCAAGACUGAGGGCUCCAAAAGAUGGAAUUUACGGUGGCACGAUUGAUGCGUUGGUUUCUGGAGGAGGAGGAUACAGAAUUGUGUUUGACAAGGAAGAUAUGAUUCCACCAGCAUUUGUGCCAGACUAUGAGGUAAUGUAUGAUGGAUCCUUGGAACUACUUUCACUUUCUUAUUUUCUGCAACAAAAUAGCGCUCGGUUACCGGUUACUGUAAACUCAAUCCGUACGGUUCCGCUUCAUACAAAGCUGAAGAAGUCGACUGAUGUAAAUCAUGAGAAAGUUGGCAACUUUCCUGUGCGGAUGCUCGUAAUUUUGGUAAAAGUGGCCAAGCUAUUGGAAAUCAAAAAGAAGCUCGUGAAAACGUUGACCGAACUGAACAACGAAGCAGAGAAAGAAAGCAUACUCACCGAUGUUUAUACACCUGUGUUCCAGGAACGGUACGCGCGAACCGUUGUCGAUUUAGAAACAGUGAACCGGCAAGUUAACAUUUACCUGAAUGGAAUACAGGAGUACAACACACAACUUCUUCCACAUCUCAGUGAAGUCAGUAUAAGUGCUCGCCCCGAAGCACUACGGCGGAUGUGCACUUCUCACGCUAAUCAAAUAGUGAAGCAUUGUAACCAGGGUUUGAACGUUACUAAUACUCAAGCUCUACGUCUCAUCACAGCAUUAACCUCGCUUUUACUCCAGAUUCGUUCGCUGGGACAACAAAAAAUGACACCAGUGGAUCUCACCGCUUUGAACGACUCCAUCAACGAAAUCCAUCAGAUGGUUAGUUCUUCUGAAUCUUACAAUCUGUUUUACACUGGUUGA